AUGUCUUCGUCCGAGUUAGCUUUCACUACAAAAUCCGACACACUCCUAAACUCCGAAAAAUCAAGCGAUAAACAGGAAAAUUUGCGUCAGAAUCGCGGCAAACGAGAGAAAGAUCGUAGUGUCGCUAUAUCAAGGGCGCUCUCGAAGCUUUUGCGGCAUGCAGCCCAUGAUGCUGGUGUUCAGCUUGACAAGGAAGGCUAUGCAAGAUUGGACGACGUCUUAGGGUGGCAGCGGAUCAAGUCUCUCAACGUUACCUACUCGGAUAUACAGAGCGUAGUUAGUGAGAAUGACAAGCAGCGCUUCUCAAUGAAGCUAAACCCGACUCUACCCGAAGAUCCAGAUCCCCAGUCAACAAACUGCUCUAACUGGCUGAUACGAGCCAAUCAGGGACAUAGUAUCCCUGUGGAAUCUUCUUCGCUUUUGACACCUAUUACAAUGGAUUCCGGCAAUGUUCCCGAUGUCAUCAUUCAUGGCACCUACUUUGCUUUUUACAAUUCAAUCAUGGAGACAGGAGGACUUAGUAGGAUGAAUAGAAAACACAUCCAUUUCACCACGGAAUCAGUCGGUGAAAAUCAUCAAAAGGCUAUUAGUGGCAUGAGAAACGAUGCACAAAUUCUUAUUUACGCUGAUAUCAAUAGUAGCCUAGCUGACGGAAUUGAAUGGUGGCUUAGUUCAAAUGGAGUGGCCCUGACAGAAGGAAACGAAUACGGCCUGCUACCCGUCAAAUAUUUUAAAAAGGUCAUUGGGCGUAGAGAAAGAGAGGUGGGGACAUUGUGGGAAAAUGGCAUCGAAGUCUCCAAGUUACCAGAGUCUUUGGCAAGUUGUAAGCCUCCAGUUGGUAAGAAAGCACCAAAUAAGACAGGUUCUCAAAGAAAUAACCAUCAGCGCAAUAUUCCUAAAAAAGACGAUUAA
Messenger RNA from Blumeria graminis f. sp. triticale, 912 nucleotides. The record is from the annotation of a GenBank genome assembly. Lineage: Eukaryota; Fungi; Ascomycota; Leotiomycetes; Helotiales; Erysiphaceae.